Megalops cyprinoides (Indo-Pacific tarpon) is the source of this 2811-nucleotide messenger RNA. It is a transcript of the gene fli1, whose product is annotated as Fli-1 proto-oncogene, ETS transcription factor. Gene Ontology annotation, biological process: regulation of transcription by RNA polymerase II; cell differentiation. The record is from RefSeq and is a predicted model, not a curated record. Gene Ontology annotation, cellular component: nucleus. Gene Ontology annotation, molecular function: sequence-specific DNA binding; DNA-binding transcription factor activity, RNA polymerase II-specific. The transcript is spliced from 9 exons. NCBI's taxonomy places the organism in Eukaryota, Metazoa, Chordata, Actinopteri, Elopiformes, Megalopidae. The coding region runs from base 230 to 1513 and encodes 427 amino acids.
CUGUCUCUUUCUCUCCGCGACAUAUCGGGCUCUGGAAUUAAUUCAGGAGCGUGUCAUGUUUGGAAUAUUGUUGGGGUCCACUGAAAAUUGCCUAAAAUGGACGGAACUAUUAAGGUAGGGUGAAGAACGGGGAUCACGGCUUCGGGAGGCACUGUCAGUGGUGAGCGAAGACCAGUCCUUAUUUGAGCCACCAUAUGCUGCUGCUGCUGCCCCCCUCCCCAAGCCAGACAUGACUGCAUCAGGCACUCAGGACUAUGGACAGCCCCACAAGAUCAACCCUUUACCGCCUCAGCAAGAGUGGAUUAACCAGUCUGUUCGAGUCAGCGUGAAGCGGGAAUAUGACCACAUCAAUGGAUCCAGCUCUGUCCCCCACUCCUGCCACAGGGAAUCCCCGAUCGACUGCAGCGUUGGGAAAUGCAAUAAGCUUGUGGCUGGGACGGAUACCUCUCAAAUGACCUAUGGGAGCUAUAUGGAUGAGAAGAACGGACCACCCCCAAACAUGACCACCAAUGAGAGGAGAGUGAUCGUCCCCGCAGACCCCUCCCUCUGGUCACAUGACCACGUAAGGCAGUGGCUGGAGUGGGCAAUCAAGGAGUAUGGCCUCCUGGAAAUUGACACAUCGCUCUUCCAGAACACUGAUGGCAAGGAGCUGUGCAAGAUGAGCAAGGAGGACUUCCUGCAGCUCACCACUGUCUACAACGCCGAGGUCCUGCUCUCCCACCUCAAUUACCUCAAAGAAAGCAGCUCGUCACUAUCGUACAGCACUCCAUCUCACACUGACCAGUCUCCACGCCUGGCUAAGGAAGACACCUCCUAUGAAGCUGCACGACAAACGGGAUGGUCGAAUAACAUGCACAGUGGAAAACGCUCGCCAGUGGUGACACAGAACAUGUCCAAGACGGCCGAGCAGCAGCAGCAACAGAGGCCACAGCCAGAUCCAUACCAGAUCCUGGGCCCCACCAGCAGCCGGCUAGCCAAUCCUGGCUCCGGUCAGAUUCAGCUGUGGCAGUUCCUCCUGGAGCUCCUGUCCAACAGCGCCAAUGCGGGCUGCAUCACCUGGGAGGGCACCAACGGCGAGUUCAAGAUGACAGACCCGGACGAGGUGGCACGGCGCUGGGGCGAGCGCAAGAGCAAGCCCAACAUGAACUACGACAAGCUGAGCCGUGCACUGCGCUAUUACUACGACAAGAACAUCAUGACCAAGGUGCAUGGCAAGCGCUACGCCUACAAGUUCGACUUCCAUGGCAUCGCCCAGGCACUGCAGCCCCACCCCACGGAGUCAUCCAUAUACAAGUACCCCUCGGACCUGGCCUACGUUCCAUCUUACCAUGCCAACCAGCAGAAGGUCAACUUUGUCUCGCCGCACCCCCCCUCCAUGCCCAUCACCUCCUCCAACUUCUUUGGACCCACUGCCCCCUACUGGAACUCACCCACUGGGGGUAUCUACCCCAACCCCAACGUGCCUCGUCACCCCAGCUCCCAUGUGCCGUCCCACCUGGGCAACUACUACUAAAAAACUGCCCCCGCCCCCGUUAUACCUGCCCACUCUCACCUGCACUCUCUAAGAACACAAAAGAGGUGGGGGGUUGGUGGGGGGUGGGGUGGAGUCCUCGCAAUUGAAACCCUCCCUAAAUUGGCAGAAUGAAAUCAAGGAUACUUGAUUUAAAGAAGAAUUUAUUUCUAAAAAGGAAAAAACAUGGAUUUCACAAUCCACUUAUAAAUGGAGUACUGCUUAGUCACAUGUAAAAUUACUUUUUUUAUAAUGUGUUUUUGUGCCUUACUCCCCUGAAAGCUGCAUCAUACUCAGGGGUGGGUGUCAGAAAUCCCCAUCCUCAAUAUUUGUACAUCCAUAUCCAAACAUACAUGGGCAUUAUGGAACCACAGAGACGUUUCAAUGUAAAGCUGUUCUAUGGCAGAAAUAGGCCCAGCUUUCCUUGGUCUCAAAGUAUCCUACUACCGAAUACCGCUCAAGCCUUCUGACUUACACCCUCCACGGUCUCUGGGGUCCAACUGCAGUUGUCGCGUCUGUCUCGUGUUGUGUUGUCAAGUCUGUCCGUCUUCUCAUGCCUGAAACUGCUGGGAUGCCCAAACAGAAAAGAACAAGAAUAAAUGAGGAUAUCUCAAAACCAGAGUGGAUCUGGCAACUGGAAAGACUUCUCCUCCAAACUGGAAGUUGGCAAAAGCCAGAGAUGGAGCACCAUUUCAUGUUUCAGGUUCUCCCCUACCAGCCCCUAACUCCCAACCCCCAACGCUCAACUGGGAAAGGAAGCCAGUUGGCAUGGAAAACCGCAAAGUCAGUGCCCCCCACCCCCCCUCCAGACCAGUCUGAAUAUGAAUACUCUGUAGUACCAUUGCACGCCCUCCCCUUCAACUGUGGUGGUGCUUCGGAACAUUCUGUGGUAGUUCCAUUUCAUGGUCAGUGGUCUGGUGGCUCUGGGCUGUUCCACUAACUCGGGUGUGUCCACAACUUCUGUCCAAUGGACACCCAGCCAUGGACCCAGGCCACUUCCUGUACAGCUCAGAGGGGUGGACACUUGCAGUGGUUUGUCAUGUUAAUUUGAUGCUCACAUUCCACUCCGUGUGCCUACACAGAGUUCAAGUCAUAUCCUAUUCUGACUAUUUUGAAAAGCUUUUACACCAGUGAAGAUUUUUUUCAAUGGCCAAACAUAUGCCGACAUACCUUAAAACAUUUGUUUUACAUAAAAGCAAAACAGAUGAGAUUAAAAAAACAGAAGUCCUCAGAUUCGCGAAUGCUGUGCGUUCGUUAGACCUAUUUUAGACCUUUUUGCUUGGUUUUUUACCUUGGUCAGC